This is a messenger RNA of Pieris napi, 2224 nucleotides long. RefSeq lists its product as uncharacterized. NCBI's taxonomy places the organism in Eukaryota, Metazoa, Arthropoda, Insecta, Lepidoptera, Pieridae. The transcript is spliced from 34 exons. The record is from RefSeq and is a predicted model, not a curated record. The coding region runs from base 1 to 2193 and encodes 730 amino acids.
AUGAAGUCUGGUGAUGAAGUAAUACCAGGCAGUGUACUGCUUCCAGCUACAAGGCGUGGGAGAUAUCUGGCGAACAUCGUGAGAAGACAGGCUGUAGAUGGAACGGGUAUUAAGUUUAACAAGGAUGCCGAUAGAAUCAACGCAGAGGCUAAAAAGAAGGUGGAUGUUCUGUCCGAAGAACUGUUACCAUACAUAAUAGCAGAACAGGAGAGGCGUACAACUUUAUACAAGCGUAUAAUGACUGCGAUACAAAAUGGUGAAAAAGGCGUCACUAUAGCCGAGAUUCGAAAUAAACCACCGUUGAUUAUAAGAAAAGGAAUGCUCUACCGAUGCCCAUCGAACAGAGCCCCCAAAGAACCAGAUGGAUCUGGUAUCCUCAUGUGUGAAGACAGCAUCGAGCCAAGUCAAGUUAUGUACGACUCCUGUCUCAGUGCAGAGGACAAAGAGCUUUAUGUUGCUGAGAAUAAUUACUUCUUUUGUAAUCGUCACAAAAUCGAAGGUCCUGACUUGCCACGAAAUGGUUCAACCGUUAUAGGUUGUGCGCCGAUAGAGAGGACGUCUCUCAACUACACAAACCUCAAGUGCGCCUUGGAGGACACGGAUGAUGUUGUUGUGCAUUACAGAUAUUAUCCUGACAGGACGUACAAGUUUGUGACGGAACUGGAUCCAGACCGGGAAGUCUGCGAUCACUGGAACCCUUGUCAGAUCGGCUACAUUUACAGCCUACCUACUCCCGACCAGGCCUUACUAGCUAGCGAACUAUGGCAUAACUAUGUUGAAAGACAAGAUGAAUACGAAAGGGAUGAAAUUGUGCCGCCGAUACCAGAGGACAGCUUGGAAGAAUUUGUGUCGCCACUAUCCACUGAAUAUUCGACGAGUCCACGAAAAGUCAUCAUUCCCGAAGAAUACGAACUCAAGGCGGUCAAGCGGAAGAGGCCCCAUAGUAAUCAAUUGGAAGACCUAGACGACCUGUCAUCGCCUACAUAUUCUCUCGAGUUCUCUCCUGACAAGACCUUCGUGACAGUCACUCUCUCCUUCUCUCCGUGGGCCAAGUCGAAGGAUUACGGAGAGUACUAUGUACAGUUUGGCAGUGCACGUCGCAAUAAGGAGAAAUAUGUCAAAUUGGUUAUUUUAUUGGGAAGUAUGACUACGAUCUCCUAUCGCACCAUAGAGCUCUUGCAGGGUCAGCGAGCAAACACAUCGAGUAUUGCGUUCAAAUGCAACAGAUGCCGCCUGCUCAAUGUCAUAGUACGAGCCAGUGAUAGCAACAUAUACAAUUUAGAUAGUUCAAGAUAUCGCUUAAGGGAAUAUCGAGAUAAGGAAGGAAAACCAAAGCAACUUCUAGAAAUCGAAGUGGAGGGAAUGAAGACACAAGAUUUUGGUGAUUAUUUUGCAGUGAUACAGAAUGGUGAAGGAUUGGAAGAGAGGGUUAAAGUUCUGAGUGUGCUAACUCCCGAAAAGGACACAGAAAACGCAAUUAAAAUUCAGCGCCUCAGUGCGUCAUUUGACGUGGGCGGCCAUUUUGAUCGCACAAUGAAUUACACGUGCGAAGAAUGUUCUGUCACGGAUAUUCUGUGCAAUGGCGAGAGCGUGCUGUCUGCUGGAAGAGUAUCUGUCAUUCACGUCACCAAUAUGAUUAGCUUCAAUUUUCCAAGAUUUGAGGACAACCACGCUUGCGUAUACAUGGGAUUCUUUAAGGAUAAGAACAAAUUCAUCAAAAAGAUAUUAGCUGUUAUUGAUAAUAAUUCACCUGGUGUUGUAAUACCAGAAGUGGUGAAGUUGGCAUCACCAAAGAUCGGUGAGCAGUUCCAGCAGCAGGUGCCGUUCACCUGCAGUGAUUGUACUGUUGAAAAGGUGUUUGUUAAUGGUAUACCGCUUCAGACGUCCUUUAGGCGAAAUUCUGUUGGGUCCAUUGCAAUAUUUACGGCGACUUCAUCAGAGAUUACGAUAAGUAUAACAGAAUAUACUCCAACAUAUGAGGGAGUGUAUCAAGCGGUCUUUGCGUCUGGCUCCGAUGCUGUCACCAAAACCAUUAUGGAGAUACGGGAUGAAGCUGAAACAACUCCAACUCAAGAAGAAACAACCGCUGGUUCCACCAUCGCAGUCUCCGAAUCAGAUGUGACAGGUGUAACGGACACACCCACUGAAGCUGCUGCUGCUGAAACCCCGGAGCCUACAACGGUCGCUGCGUAGAAACGUGAACAGUUCAUUAGCUCAGAGAAAU